CGCAUCCGCAACCGGCUCCUCUAUGAGGUGCAGGUGCCGCUCCGCAAGGUGCUCGAGCUCCCCGAGGUCUACAUGAGGGACGGCAAGUGGGACGAGCUGCCCUGCGCGCGCGCUUGGCGUCCACGGCCAUGCGCCAGUACAAGAGGCGUCCUGGCUGUGCUUCUUUCUUCUGGUCCAUGGACAUUGUCAUAAUGGUCACCUUAUCACAGUGUAUUAUUUUUGGAUCUCAUAUUCCUCAAGGCGCUCCAUCCUCUGAUUCGAUGUUGGCCGAUCUGAGAAAUAAGUGGAGGAAUAAUCCAGCAGAAGAAUUUGGUGAAGAAGAACAAGAAAAGAAUACCUUUAUCCUGAUAGGCAUGGAAACACCGGUUCACAUUGAGUGCAUCAUCGCUAAUCAGCUAUUAUGUAUGGUCAACGGACAUGCUUGCUUAUUCCUGUAA
Messenger RNA from Triticum dicoccoides, 437 nucleotides. RefSeq lists its product as uncharacterized. The coding region runs from base 129 to 437 and encodes 102 amino acids. NCBI's taxonomy places the organism in Eukaryota, Viridiplantae, Streptophyta, Magnoliopsida, Poales, Poaceae. The record is from RefSeq and is a predicted model, not a curated record. The transcript is spliced from 4 exons.